CAUCACCGAGGACAUGAGCAAGACACUGACGGAGUUUGUCUGCACAGAGUGUCGACACGCACGUGACACCCAGGAGCUCUACUGCCUCUGCAAGCAGCCCUACGACGAGUCUCAGUUCUACAUCUGCUGCGACCGUUGUCAGGACUGGUUCCACGGCCGCUGUGUAGGCAUCCUGCAGUCGGAAGCGGACAACAUCGAUGAGUAUGUCUGCCCCAACUGUCAGCGCAACUCCUCCAUCAACUUCGCCAACAUGAAGAAUCUCAACACAAAGGAUUUUGAGGCUCUCCGGAAACUCAUCAAGCAGCUGCAAAGCCACAAAAGUGCCUGGCCAUUCAUGGAACCCGUUGAUCCCACCGAAGCUCCAGAUUACUACAAAGUCAUCAAGGAACCUAUGGAUCUUCAAACAAUCGAGUUAAGGAUAACAGACCGGCAGUAUAAGAAGCUGAGUGAGUUCAUAGGUGACAUGACCAAGAUAUUCGACAACUGCCGAUACUACAAUCCGAGAGAAUCACCGUUCUUCAAGUGUGCCGAGUCCCUAGAAGCGUAUUUUGUGCAGAAAGUGAAAGGUUUGCGAGACAAGCUGGUGGACAACAAGUAGUGGAUUUGAACUUGUGUUCGGGAGGAAGGUCUGUUUGAAUCGAUCUCAUAAAGUU
This is a messenger RNA of Homalodisca vitripennis (glassy-winged sharpshooter), 653 nucleotides long. Its product is annotated as nucleosome-remodeling factor subunit NURF301-like. The coding region runs from base 14 to 598 and encodes 194 amino acids. NCBI's taxonomy places the organism in Eukaryota, Metazoa, Arthropoda, Insecta, Hemiptera, Cicadellidae. The transcript has 4 exons. Gene Ontology annotation, biological process: regulation of transcription by RNA polymerase II. Gene Ontology annotation, cellular component: NURF complex. Gene Ontology annotation, molecular function: RNA polymerase II cis-regulatory region sequence-specific DNA binding. The record is from RefSeq and is a predicted model, not a curated record.